This is a messenger RNA of Cladocopium goreaui, 2840 nucleotides long. The record is from the annotation of a GenBank genome assembly. Lineage: Eukaryota; Dinophyceae; Suessiales; Symbiodiniaceae.
AUGGAAGAGUUUCCAGAGCAAGAGCUUGCAGGGCCAGAGGAUGAGCCAGAAUUGCCAUCGCCCUGGGUGCGUAUCCAGGAUGUGGAUGGCCAGAAUGUCUACAUGAACCAGGACACUGGAGAGUCGCAGUUUGAGCCGCCCCUCUUCGAGGACUACCCUGAUUUCGAGGAUGACGAAGCCUACUCGGAGGAGGCAACGUGCGACCUCUCGCCACAGCCGGCGCUACGUGUCCAUGAGGUCACUACCUCCGAGCGCGGCUCACAGCAGGUGGUGAUCGUGACGCUGUCUGAACAAGCUGACUGGCAAGUGGCCACACUGGGUGCUCAGGCAAAGUUGUCCUGCAGCAACAUGCUUUUCCGCAUCCAGGACGUGAAGAAACGCGUCCAAGGGAAGAUGGCUGUGGACUUGGUACCGGUGGACCCAGGUUGGAAGGAGCGCUUGGUGGCGGAGGAAGAAGCGCAACUUCAGGUGCUUCUGGCCGGCAGUAACCUUGAAGAGGCCAUCUUCUGCGGCAUCCGCUGCUUGGCCCAAGAAUCAACUCCUGCAGAGGUGGAUCGAGCUGAAGGGUGGCCAUCGAUGGAUGUGUUGAGUCAUAUCCAGGACAACUUCCCAGACAUCUUUGCCGAGAUGGUGGAGGAAGAUGACAUGCAACAGCUCCUGGCUGAAUCUGUCUUGUUCAAGGUCAGCGAAGACUCGCAGCGGGUGGUUUGCAGGAUUUCCUCAUCCCCAUUGGAGGAGUCGGUUUGUCGCCUCCUUGCCUCUUCAAGGACGGGAGAGAACCAGGAGAAUCAGAAGCCUUCGCAGAGCUGGGAAGUUCUAAUGGAUGAGCUGCCAAAGGUGCUUGGGUCCAGAGAUGCCACUCUGGAUAAGCAGCUGCUGCAGUCUGCUGCAUCUUUCAGCGAGGAAGACGGAAUGGUUACACUACGAAAGCCACUACCUGUCAUGGCCUAUUCCUCGCGGCUCUCAGUGACCUCUGUGAGCUCCAGCCCUGAGAGGCCUGCACGAAGCGCUGCUGACGCUGCGCCCCCUGCGCCAUCCGCGCCAUCCGCGCCGUCCGCACCGUCGGCACCACGACGGCAUGAGCGCAGCGCACCAAGGAGCCAAAGAAUUGAUGGAGGUCUCAAGCUGGUAUCGAAUGGGGUCGAUUCAGGUUCACAACGGGCGAGCCAUGCGGAAUCCAGAAAUGGUACCAGGGCGAGCCAUGUUCCCAUCACGCUGCGAGAAGCGCCGAGGAGCAGACGAAGUCGGGAUCGGCAUCGGCACCGGCCGCUUCGGCGGCGCGAAGAAGCGCCACGAGUGCCCACAAGGCCAAGAGAAAAACGCCGCGACGACCGGCAUCGGGGUCGUAGCACGCACCACCGCAACCACCGCGACCACGGCGGAGAGCGAAGCCAGCGGGAAAAGAAGGAGGAGCGACCUGCGCUGGAGAGGUCUCGACGAUCUGACAGACACAGCGAUCGACGCGUCGAUCAUCGGCAGGAACGACAGGUCUUCCUGGAGGAGACGCGCACGGUCCGUGAGAAUGGCGGCCGAGCACGGGAGCCUCGCGAAGAACUGACCCGCCGAGUGGUUGGGCCAGGCUCAAACGACCGACAGAUCCGACAGAGGGCAGCGGCUACCACACUCAAACCCGCCAGAAGACCAGGAGGACCGCCUCAGACGCAUGGCGACCGUUCUAAGAUUGAGAGGUCGAGACAUCAUCAGCGCAGCAGAAGCAGGUCCCGUCGGAGAGCAUCUGGCGAGAACUCGCGGCGCAAGGAGCCGCUAAGAAGGAAUGGGCGCACAACCAACACAACCAACGGAACUUCCAUCCAAGGUGAUCCAGCCCCCUUUACCGAUGAGAUCCGUGGUGUGUGGCAGGACCCAGUAACCCCGGCUGGUUCCGGCGGUUCCACGGCAGCUGCUUCGGCCCCUGCGGCCCCUUCGGCCCCUGCGGCCCCUUCGGCCCCUUCGGCCCCUUCGGCCCCUGCAGCCCCUUCGGGGCCACAGCAACCGUCAUACCCACCACCUCACAAGCCCAAGGCUAAGGCCAGACCCACGGCGAAGCCCUCCUCCAAGCCUUCUCUGCAAAGAGAUCAAAGAGGCGCAGUGCCCACCACCUCGCUCACGAAGUCGCAAGGGCUCAAACCGAGGGCCAUGGCGGCCAUGAUGGGGGGCCCCAGCGCAGGCGAAAAGGCCGCAGCUGCUGGUGGGGCCACACACGCGACAGCGUCGAAGAUGCCUUAUGAAGAGGAUGGCGAGUCAUGGGAUCUCGACUACAAGCAGCAUAUCGAUGGGAUGGCAGAGAACAGGCCUGGGCACAAAAAGUUUGAUGCCUACAGACUGCCAAAGUGGGUAAAGCAUCCACUGUCGCAUCCAUUCAGUGGCAUUAGCGUUACCCCCGACGCCUACGCCUAUGCCUGCCUCAAUGGAACGUUGGACGGCUUGACCAACUUCCUGGGCUGGGGUCCAGCUCACAUUGCUUGCAUGUAUGGCAACAUGGACAUGCUCAAGGCGUGCAACGAGCAAGAGCUGAACGCACAGACCUUCAACGGCGAGACGCCAGCGUGGUAUGCCGUGCGCUACGGCACUCCGUGGUGCUUGCAGUGGCUCGUGGAGCACGGAGCAGAUACAACCACUCCAGAUCUGAAUGGCAACACUCCACAGCAGCUGAUUUUCUUGAACAACCGGAACGAUGGAGUGGAGAUGGAGUGGCUCGAGGCGGCCAUCAAGGGUGAGCUCACAGACAAGAAGAACCAACAAGCGCAGGAAUAUAAGCUGAAGAAAUGGCGCUUUGAAGGCUUGGAUGAUAAGGCUGAAGAUUGGCUCGACAAGAACAAGGCAAAGCAGCGCAAACACUU